GCCACUGUCAAUUUUCUACGUAGAUAGGAGUUUUAUAUGUAUAACGAGACAGAUUCGGAUAAAAAAAAUAAAAAAAUAUUCUUUUUGGUAGAAUCUGUCAAACCAAGAACAUGGCGCCGCGGUUUGAAAUUGCUGUUGGUCUCCGAAAAGGCCAUAAAACAACCAAAAUAUCAGCCGGCAGAAAGGGAAUUACAGAUAAAGCUAUAAAAAUCAGACCAGCAAGACUGAAGGGUCUGCAAACAAAACACUCAAAGUUUGUCCGUGACUUAGUACGGGAGGUAGUUGGCCAUGCUCAAUAUGAAAAGAGGGCUAUGGAGUUGCUGAAGGUGUCAAAGGACAAGCGCGCGUUGAAAUUCCUGAAGCGUCGUUUGGGCACACACAUUCGCGCCAAGAGGAAGCGUGAAGAACUCAGCAAUGUGCUGGCGCAGAUGAGGAAGGCGGCCGCGCAAGCCCACCACGCCACCACACACACUAAGUGAACUGUAAUAAACUAAUGUAAAUCCACAUUUAUACUUUUUAUUUUA
This is a messenger RNA of Achroia grisella, 524 nucleotides long. It is a transcript of the gene RpL36, whose product is annotated as large ribosomal subunit protein eL36. The record is from RefSeq and is a predicted model, not a curated record. The transcript is spliced from 4 exons. The coding region runs from base 111 to 479 and encodes 122 amino acids. Gene Ontology annotation, biological process: cytoplasmic translation. Gene Ontology annotation, molecular function: structural constituent of ribosome. Lineage: Eukaryota; Metazoa; Arthropoda; Insecta; Lepidoptera; Pyralidae. Gene Ontology annotation, cellular component: ribosome; cytosolic large ribosomal subunit.